Molecule: messenger RNA, 722 nt
Organism: Diabrotica virgifera virgifera (western corn rootworm)
Lineage: Eukaryota; Metazoa; Arthropoda; Insecta; Coleoptera; Chrysomelidae
Exons: 3
Coding region: 171-629 (152 amino acids)
Source: RefSeq, a predicted model, not a curated record
UGCUAAACUCCAAUAAAAUUUCUGUAGUGCAUUUGUCAUUUCCUGAAUCUUCAACCUUGAAUGUUCAUAUCAAUCACCGACUUAAAAGUUCGCGUAUAAUACUUAAGUAAGAACUACAUACUAUUCUUUUAUAGUUAGCUUAGAAGCAUUUGCAAAAUAAUCAAUCCGAGAUGGCUAGUAAAAAUCAGCCAACAAAAAAGGCUACACAAGAAGUACAAAUAAACAUUGCUGUAAAACAACAGAAGGUUACUACAGGACCCGCCAAAACUCAAAAUAAAACUCAAGUCAAACUAGAUGUGGGAAAUGCAGCACCUAAACCAAGAAGAGCUCCCCAGCCUAGAGCUCAGCCUGGGCUCCCACCAAUCUUUAAACAAGACCAAGCGGUAUUGUUACAGCAACAACAAAUGAUAAUCCAGCAGCAGACUUUGAUGCUACAGCAACAAAACAUAAUAGCAGCCCAGCAAAUGUUGGCAAACACUUCGGUUGCUCAAGUUCCGAAGAAACAACCAGGUAGACCAAGAGUUAACAAUAAUGCAUCUGGAGAUAAACCAAAAGCAGCUCCAAAAGCGGCUAAUCCUAGAACUAAACAACAAGUAAAGGUUAAUGUUAAGAUAAACAACAAUCAAUAAAAUAUGUAUGAGUUGUUUUAUAUUUAAUAAUAUGUAAUAAUACGUUAAGAAGUUUUCAAUUUUUAAAAUAUAUUAUUCUUUUAAUUUAUUAAA